GUCAAGCCGCAACCUAUGUGAACAUAUCCGACACAGCUAUUAUGACGUUUAGUGAUUUGCCUACAAACACUGAGAUAAAAAUACCGACUGGUAUUAGUAUUGUUAACAAGAAUGGUAGCACCUGUCUGUUAGUAGCUGAUCCAUCCAAGUAUGAAAUACUAACUAAAGAUUGCGACCCAAUUCUCAAUUUUCAAAUAAAAUCCGUGAAAUUAAAAGAUGCCGGUGAUUAUACCUGUUCGAUAACUGAUUGUAAACAAAGAUUGAUUGUUUUAGGUACACCAACAAAGCCUGUUAUAACAGCGUCUACAGACGAUCUAAAGAGUGGUGGGGACCUGUCUUUAACUUGUGCAAGUGACUCGACUACACAGCCUUCAGACCAUGGUCUAGCCUUUACUUAUACAUGGCUGGAGAAUGAAAUAAAACGACCGGAAGACACGUUAUCUUUAUAUCUUAAAGAUAUGGAUAAAUCAAUGUUUAAUAACAGUUAUAUAUGUAUGGCACGUGAAAGACAAGGAAAACUGUCAUUACCAAGUGAAGAAUUUUUACUUCAACUGCGAUAUAGGGAUACUUUCAUCGUUGCCGUGAAUGGUUAUUCAAGUCCAUCGGUGGUUCUUCGGAAGGGCGAUACACUUAAUUUUACAUGUCAUAGUGAUGGUUAUCCGGUUCUUGAUAGUAUCAAUAUCCAGAAACAGGGUGUUACAUUUGAAACUAUUCUGGAAUCCAACAUCGCAAAUUAUACUAAGAUCGACAUUGACUGCUUAGAUAAUAGAGUACUGAGAUGUAUAGGCCGUGGCAGAAGUGGGUAUAUAUAUUCCAACACGAUAACUGUCAAAAUAGCAUGUCCUCCACAGUUAUACCCAAAUACACGAGUUCCAAUACGUCUGCAUGCUACAAACAACUAUUACAAAUAUUUGACUGUGAAAAUACUCGACUAUCCCAUGCCCAAUUACACCGUACAAAAGCUAACUCCAGAUGGUUUCAUACCACUUCCACCACCCCAUGAGAUUGAACGAAUAUAUGUGGCAUGUAGAAUUCAGUUUUAUAAUUUUGAUAAAGAUGUUUUUGGUACUUACCAAUUGAAAGCUGAGAAUUCAGAAGGUAUUCUGAUAACAAACUUUACAGUGACAGGACCGCCAGAACCACCUACAAAUGUGAUAGCAUGGAGCACAACAUCAAAUUCUGCUCAUGUGUCAUGGCAACCGGGUAACAGCUAUAACCUCACGCAAACAUAUAAAGUUUAUAUGAAAAAUGGUGUGACUGUGUGGAAGGAACGAGGCUCGUAUAUUGAUUCUGGGUCAGUUAUUACCAUAAUUGUUACUUCACUAGAACCAAACACAAGAUACUAUUUCAUGGUUGUAGGCCAAACUCUGGGCAAUUAUGGUUUUUAUUCCGAAGUAGCGGAAGUCGUAACUAUAAAGCUUGGUGAGAAACAACAAGAUCGGCCAUCUUUAACACAAGAUGACACGCCUCCUUCUACAACACUUCCAACAAUAAAUACAAGUGUGGGGACAGAAGGCCCAGGGGAAGAAGACCCAGAGGAAAUAAGUUUUGGUGCUGGUAUUGGUAUUGGUAUAGUGAUAGGUACUGUUGUAGCCGCCCUGAUCUCUGUCUUUAUACUUUUCAUCAAUAGAAAAUUUGCCAAGAAGAAGAAUGUAUACGCACAGCCUGUACCGUUACCACGGCCACUACCAUAUUGAUGUCAUCAAUACAACACAAGACUAUUCUCAGUACAUAUCACCAAGACCACUACAGUAACCAUACAGACAAGAUUAUCAACAAAUCACCAAGACCACUACAGUAACCAUCCAGACAAGAUUAUCAACACAUCACCAAGACCACUACAGUAACCAUCCAGACAAGAUUAUCAACAAAUCACCAAGACCACUACAGUAACCAUCCAGACAAGAUUAUCAACAAAUCACAAAGACCACUACAGUAACCAUCCAGACACGAUUUAUCAACAACACGAUUAACGAGUGCACAUAAAUUAUGAACAGAUCUUCAAGCACAUACAUGUGUUGACUGUAUGUGCUAUUUAAAACUUUAAAAACCUUUAUACAAAUUAUAUUCUUUUUAUCUAUUUUACUCCCUCCAGAACACCUGAUACCAC
Messenger RNA from Patella vulgata (common limpet), 2110 nucleotides. RefSeq lists its product as uncharacterized. Gene Ontology annotation, molecular function: protein binding. The transcript has 8 exons. The record is from RefSeq and is a predicted model, not a curated record. NCBI's taxonomy places the organism in Eukaryota, Metazoa, Mollusca, Gastropoda, Patellidae. The coding region runs from base 42 to 1697 and encodes 551 amino acids. Gene Ontology annotation, biological process: cell-cell adhesion.